CAGUGUCAUUUAUUUUUUGUCGUUUAGUUCGUUUGUUGAUAUCGAAAUCUAACCUAAAAUAAUGUUUUUAUUUUUCAGCUUAUUAUAUAGUAUGUAAAUAUAUUUUAUAAAAUGUUUGCAAUUAAACGAAUUUUAACCACAUACAAUUUAAAGUCUGUCAGAAUUAAAACACCUUUACCCGUGAAACAAAUACAUCUGACAUCGGGUCUGUGGCAUGGAGAAUAUGAGUGGAAGGAUCCCAAGUCAGAAGAUGAAGUGGUAAAUGUUGUGUACAUAGAUAAAAAUGGCGAAAGGGUCAAUGUAAGAGGUAAAGUUGGAGAUAAUGUUUUGUACCUAGCACAUAGAUAUGGUAUAGAAAUGGAAGGUGCAUGUGAGGCGUCUUUGGCGUGUACAACAUGCCAUGUGUAUGUAAACUAUGAGCACCUUGAUAAGUUACCACCGUCUGAAGAGAAAGAGGACGACCUACUAGAUAUGGCGCCAUUUUUAAAAGAAAAUUCAAGAUUAGGUUGUCAAAUAGUGCUCACCAAAGAACUAGAAGGCAUCGAGUUGACAUUACCAAAAGCAACUCGAAACUUCUAUGUAGACGGACACAAGCCUACCCCGCACUGAGAACAGUUUGGCUGUUAUAGUUUUAAGUGUUGAUUUUGAUAUAUAUGCAUGAAUAUAUGUUACAAAUAACAAUAAUAAAUUGCCAAGGAUGUAUUAUAGUCGCCAUCUAGUCCUUAACUAAGUGGAGUUCGUACUAUGAGUACUUGAUUUGGUAAAUGUACGUAAACAUUUUUGUUUUUAUAUAUUAGUAUAUUUAUAUAUACAUACAAUUGAAUUCAAAAUAAAAUAUAUUGGACAGAAAGGGCUCAAAUGAAUAUAAAGACAUAUGUAUAAAAAUUACUAGUUUUUUGAGAUAAAAAAUUAGUAAUUUUACACACACACGUUGAUUUAAGAAGUACAUAUACUAGAAAUGAAAUUGGCCACUUCAAAAUGGCGUAUUAAGGUGAAACAAAGUUUAGGAUAUUUACGAUCACAACUGUGAAAGCCGUAUCCAAUUUGGCACAGUAGUUUAUUAAACAAACAUACGUAUAAAUAAACAAUUUCUAAAAAAUAUUAUUUUGAGUCGUAUUGCUCUUAUUAAAAGCUUAUAUCAUCGUUUAUAUGUCCCACGUACUUCUUCUUCUAUUAUCUUCUUGUUAUUAUUAUAUUACUAAGAUUACUAAUUAAUCUAAUUUGUUUUUUCUUAUAUAAUUGCAAAUUUGUAUACCUCGAUAUAUGGAGUUGAUCAUAGAGGACUUAUCUUGUUUUACCAUCCAUUGUUACCUAUGUAUCACAAUUUAAAUAAAUAAAUGCUAUUGCAUAGAUUAUGUAUAGAGCAAGCUAUACAUAAUUAGGCAUCAUGCAAUUUAUUUGUUCAGAAUUUAUAUUACAACUUUUACUUUAGCAAAACUAAAUUGAAACCGCAUAUUUUUGUGUUUUUAUUUUACUAUUGAACUUAAUAAAAAGUGAUCAUUGUACUAAAAAAUAAAAAUAUGACACGAAUUCGUGCCAGAUAGGCUGCGUGCUUACAUUUUGUUGUCCAUGGACUUCCCUUCUCAAUUUUGCUUCUUUAGGUUCUUGUGGGCGUAAUAUUUUUAAAAGACAACUCCUCUGUCUAAUCUAGUAACAUAUUUUUUUUUAUGCAAAUAAUUGUUAAAAUUUUUAUAAUUAUUAGUCCAAUUGUAAAUAGAAUAUUAUGGAAUUAAAAUAUCAUUUAAU
Galleria mellonella (greater wax moth) is the source of this 1746-nucleotide messenger RNA. RefSeq names its product adrenodoxin-like protein 1, mitochondrial (gene Fdx1). The transcript has 5 exons. Gene Ontology annotation, molecular function: 2 iron, 2 sulfur cluster binding. Lineage: Eukaryota; Metazoa; Arthropoda; Insecta; Lepidoptera; Pyralidae. The coding region runs from base 112 to 609 and encodes 165 amino acids. The record is from RefSeq and is a predicted model, not a curated record. Gene Ontology annotation, biological process: positive regulation of oxidoreductase activity; P450-containing electron transport chain. Gene Ontology annotation, cellular component: mitochondrion.